CUUGUAUUCAGCCCACCGUUUAACAAGCAUCUUUUUCUUAUUAUACAUGUCGCCUCUCUCUGUUUAGCACUUUUGCUACUUAUCCCUAUAAGUAUAAAAGCAAAUAGUUGUGUUUUGUGUGUAGUUUUAGACCUUGUAGUUGAAUCUGGCAAAAGCACAACAAACAGUAGAAGUAAAAUCUUGAAGGGGUGUUGUAGUUUGAUCUGUGACUUUUGUAGUGACUGGGAGAUGUGUAAAGUCUUGAUGAAGAUUCUUGAAGCACAUUGAUUUCUCGAUUCAUAGCAUUGUGAAAAGAACAUAUAGUUGAAAGAAUUGCCCUGGAAUCCAUGUAUUUGUUGCCUAUAUUCCACUUGUAUGCUAUGUUAUGCUGACUCUUACAAAAUGCUGCUGGGGGGUUGUUGCAUCCUCCAAAAGUAGUGUUCUUUUUGAGGAUUCGAUACGAGUACAACAACAAUUUUGGGGAGUUUGAGCAACAUAGCUCGUAUGUACAGUUGAAGUUGAUGUGGGUGUUUUUAUCUGUCGACUCAGGAGCUGCUUGUUGAUUGUCUGCUACAGAAUAAUAAAUGUUUGUUCAUAUUGUUGAAAGGAUACUUGGAAGUUCAUCUUUGUCUUAAAUCAGUACCCUACCUCUUAUUCCAAAGUAUUUUUUUAAUGUGCUACUCAGAUCUAAAGGAAUCAAGAUAAAUAGAAGAAAUGGCCAACAUAGACAUAGCUGGAAUCAUGAAGGAUCUCCCAAAUGAUGGCCGUAUUCCAAAGACCAAGAUUGUUUGCACGUUAGGGCCAUCUUCUAGAACAGUGCCAAUGCUGGAGAAGCUUCUCCGUGCUGGCAUGAAUGUUGCCAGGUUUAACUUUUCUCAUGGGACCCAUGAGUACCAUCAGGAGACAUUGAACAAUCUUAAGAUUGCGAUGCAGAAUACUCAGAUCCUGUGUGCUGUCAUGCUUGACACCAAGGGUCCUGAGAUUCGUACUGGUUUCUUAACAGAUGGAAAACCGAUUCAGCUUAAGGAAGGUCAAGAAAUCACUGUAUCCACAGACUAUACCAUAAAAGGAAAUGAAGAAAUGAUCUCAAUGAGCUAUAAGAAGUUGGUAGUGGACUUGAAGCCCGGCAAUACCAUCUUGUGUGCAGAUGGUACCAUAACCCUUACUGUUUUGUCAUGUGAUCCACCGUCUGGAACGGUGAGAUGUCGCUGCGAGAAUACUGCCACCUUAGGAGAGAGGAAGAAUGUAAACCUUCCAGGUGUGGUUGUGGACCUUCCAACACUUACAGAGAAGGAUAAAGAAGAUAUACUAGAGUGGGGUGUUCCUAAUAACAUUGAUAUGAUAGCGCUUUCGUUUGUGCGUAAGGGUUCAGAUCUUGUCAAUGUUCGCAAGGUUCUUGGUCCACAUGCCAAGCGCAUUCAACUAAUGUCAAAGGUUGAAAACCAAGAAGGGGUCAUCAACUUUGAUGAAAUCCUUCGUGAGACAGAUUCUUUUAUGGUUGCUCGAGGUGAUCUCGGAAUGGAAAUUCCAGUUGAGAAGAUUUUCUUGGCUCAGAAAAUGAUGAUAUACAAGUGUAAUCUUGCUGGCAAAGCUGUGGUAACUGCCACUCAGAUGCUUGAAUCAAUGAUCAAGUCUCCACGACCCACCCGUGCUGAGGCUACUGAUGUGGCUAAUGCUGUCUUGGAUGGCACUGAUUGUGUUAUGUUAAGUGGGGAGAGUGCAGCUGGUGCUUAUCCUGAGCUGGCGGUAAAAAUCAUGUCACGAAUCUGCAUUGAAGCAGAGUCUUCACUUGACAACGAGGCUAUCUUCAAGGAAAUGAUCAGGUGUACCCCAUUGCCAAUGAGCCCAUUGGAGAGUCUUGCAUCAUCAGCUGUCCGCACGGCUAACAAAGCUAGAGCAAAGCUCAUUGUUGUCCUGACACGUGGCGGGAGUACAGCAAAGCUGGUUGCCAAGUAUAGGCCUGCAGUUCCUAUUCUGUCAGUAGUCGUGCCUGUUUUGACUACAGACUCUUUCGAUUGGUCCAUCAGUGACGAGACCCCAGCUAGACACAGUUUGGUAUAUAGGGGCUUGAUUCCACUUCUUGGUGAAGGUUCCGCAAAGGCCACUGAUUCUGAAUCAACUGAGGUAAUCCUUGAAGCUUCCCUGAAGUCUGCUGUAACGAAAGGGCUAUGCAAACCUGGUGAUGCUGUCGUUGCACUUCAUCGUAUUGGUUCUGCAUCCGUUAUCAAGAUUUGCAUCGUGAAGUAAUCGUCAUGUCACGUAACAUACAAUUCUUGAACUCCCCCACACCUGAGCUCAGACUGAUUUUCAUUUAUGCUUUUCUGGUCUUGAUUAUGCAUUAUCAAUAUGCUGAUUAUGUCACUUUGUGUUAGGAUAUCUAGUAUUAUCACCAAGGAUUACUAUAUUUCAUGUCUGCUUCAAACAUUGGGUUUAAAAUAAAUAUUCCUCUGGUGCAGCAAUAUCCUGAUUUACAUUGUUCCAA
Molecule: messenger RNA, 2461 nt
Organism: Solanum lycopersicum (tomato)
Lineage: Eukaryota; Viridiplantae; Streptophyta; Magnoliopsida; Solanales; Solanaceae
Product: pyruvate kinase, cytosolic isozyme
Biological process (GO): glycolytic process
Cellular component (GO): cytoplasm
Molecular function (GO): pyruvate kinase activity; potassium ion binding; magnesium ion binding
Source: RefSeq, a predicted model, not a curated record